GAUCGGCCGUGCUAGCGGGCGUAUACCGGGAGCUGUGUACUUGCUCGAAGGUUGGGGCAAAGCAAGCUGGUGCUGCGAUGUUCAUCCUACAACUGUGGGUAUGGGAGCAUCUUCCAAUGUUCGCACCUCUCGACCCACGUCCAUACCGGAGAAACGAUGAUGAGCUCAACUUUCUGCAAAAUCUCCCAUACGGUGUCAAGUGGAUAGGAGCAAAUACGAAUGACCAUCAACCUGAGCAUUCGUUACUG
This is a messenger RNA of Linum tenue, 248 nucleotides long. NCBI's taxonomy places the organism in Eukaryota, Viridiplantae, Streptophyta, Magnoliopsida, Malpighiales, Linaceae. The record is from the annotation of a GenBank genome assembly.